GCCUGAGCACUCCGCAGUUGCUUGAGUAGUGAUCCUCCAAUGAGAUCAUCCUCCCCCAUUCAGCUCCUUGUCAUCUUCCUUCCUGUUGCCAGCCUUCUCAUGGCAUCAUCGUCCGAUGCCUCCCCCCAAACGCCCACCGCCUUGUCGGUCAUGCACUCCCCUCCAGCCCCAGGAUGGCCGUCCUAUACUGUCACACUGUCAGUGGAUCAAUCGGGGCGACUAUGUUAUGCUGCGGAUGUGCUUCGGCCUUCUCUUUCCCUUAUGUUGCCCUCUGCUCUCGGCAUCUCGGUGGACGGCACUGAUCUGGGGAUUGAUGUGGAGCUGGUCAGCAAGGAGGAGCAGCAAGUGAGGAAGACCUAUGCGACUCGCGGCAAGCACGACGUGGCUGAGGCCCACUACAGCCAUGUCUCAUUCACCCUCCGCCAUCGCCCAACCACGCGUGUGUGGCACCUCCACUUCCGCCUCUUCCCUGAUGGCCUCUCAUUCCGCUACUCUUUGCCCGCAAUCAACGCGACAUACGAGCCCCGCCAUGUGAUUCAGGAGACUUCACAAUUUUCCUUCCCCUUCACGGCCGACGAUGCGGCGUGGUUUUUCGAACGCGACAAACUCAGCCAUUAUGAGUUGCUCUCGUACGCCGGCGUGUUUCGGACGGCUCCGGCCAGCUCUCUCUCGUCUCGCCCGAGGAGUAGAGGGCCUUUGUACGGCGCACCACUCAUCUUCCAUGAUGUCUCGGCGGGUGCCGGCCCUUUCCCCUAUCGGCUGCUGACCGAAGCUGCCCUGUAUGAGUACCCGGGGAUGCGCUACAUAGCCCUCCCCGACAACAACACAUUUCGUGCCGAUCUGGCCGACGAGACUGUCGCUCUUUCCCUCCCACUCCCCACCCCAUGGCGCGUCAUCCUCCUCGCCCGCACACUCGACGAGCUGAUCAACAGUGACGUCAUCACGUCGCUGAACCCCGCACCCGACCCUGACCUCUUCCCUUCUUACCUGUCCUACGCCAAGCCAGGCCGCUCCGUGUGGCGAUGGUGGCGCUAUGACACGGGCACGCCAGAGGAGGAGAAACAGUACAUUGACGGUGCGGCUGGCCUGGGAUUCGAAUACACGACGAUCGACGACGGCUGGGCGGACUGGCCCGACAAGUGGGCCACGAUGAAGGCGGUCUGCGACUAUGGACGCGAGAAGGGGGUCGGGGUCAUGCUGUGGGAGGACUGUGCCAAGGUCGAGGAUACAGCGGAUGACUACGCCGACCUCAGACUGUUUCUCGACAAUGUCAAGGCGACAGGAGCCGUCGGUGUCAAGUUCGACUUUUUCAACAAGUAAGGCAAAUUGCACAUAGUCGUGGCCUCCUCACCCAGAAACACCUUUUUUGUCUUGCAGUGAGACAGUCUCCCGAGUUCGCUUGCAAACGAAGAUGCUUGUUGAGUCGGCCAAGAGAGACCUGUUUAUCAACUUCCAUGGCAUUCAAGUAGUGGAGCCACGAGACGACAUUCCGAGCGAUAAGCACUCCAUGCCUCUGGCUUGUCUGUAUCCAUCAGAAACCGACUGGUGAGACACGGAGGUUCCCCAAUGAGUUGACAAGAGAGGCGGUGUGGGGCAUGGAGAUCAACAAGAUGUCAGAUGACUAUCCACCGAUCGAGUCCUCCCACAACGCCGCACUGCCAUUCACGAGGUUUGUGUUGGGUGCGGCCGACUACACGCCACUCGCACUGGCCAAGGAGUGGCGAGGGCCGACCACUGUGGUGAGAGCGCCCAUACCAACGAGACACGGACGACUGAGAGGAGACACGAUGUGUGCUGCUGUCUUCAGGUACAUCAGAUUGCCUUGCUGGUGUUGUUCGACUCGCCCCUCACGACCAUUGCAGAAGAUCCAUCCUUCAUUCUCGACCCCACGCAGCCGCACGCGGCCGCCCUGGACGUCAUCAAGGCCAUCCCCACCAUAUGGCAACAUACACGAGUCCUGCCGCCGAGCAAGAUAGGCGAGCUGGCCGUCAUGGCACGCAAAGCCCACAGGGGAGACAUGUGGUUCCUGGCGGCCAUCAACGGCAAGAGCGAGACACAGACAAUUGAUGAGAUUCCGGUUCAUUUCCUGGACAGUGAGAGGGCGUAUGAGAUGGUCAUGAUCUACACAACUGAGACAGAGGGAGGGGAGGGGGGGCAAGUGAAGAGGGAAGAGGGCAGGUGGGACCCCGGCCAGCAGAGAGCAUUGAAGAAUGUGCGGCUGCUGGGGGGUGAUGGGCUUGUUGUCAUGUGGAGGCCUCUUGGUGGUGACCAGCUCACAUGAGGUGUGCUUUAGUGGAGUGGCAUGCAUCGAGGCAGCGAGGAUGCAUGCCAUGCAACCAUAAGGCGAGGUCCGUCCGUACGUACGUACCCACUGUCGGUUGGUCAGGUCUCUAGAGCACAUUGUACAACAGUAUUUGCUCAAUUUUCUGUACUGUCUGUCCCUCCGCCCACACAUCACAUACUGCACUCUUCGCUCUACAUACACGACGCCGCUGGCUGGCUGUUCUUCCUUCACACAGCUUGACGAAUGGCGGUUUCAAGCUGCGGCGGCUGUCUUUUUUCUUACUGGAUAAUCAAUUCCUAAUAAGACGGGAGUUUUCUUACAGUGUCUGUGCAUCUGUCCUGGUGCUAUUUUGUAAGUAUCCAUCCAACUCGCUAGGAAUGUCGGUCUUAAUGCUCAUGCUUCAAAUGCCGCGACCGAGCCAUUUUUUCCCGGGGAGGAAGAGCCAUUUGGCUUCUUUUGCUGUGAGUACCGUCAGUUUUUUGAUGAAUGAAGAAGGACGAGAGAGGGACUGGGUGCAUGCUGGUUGGGGUUUUAGAAUGGUGGUGGCUAACAAUGAGUUGGCAGGGGGUGGGAGUUCAGCGACCAACAAUGGCGUGCUUGUGUAAGUGUGUCCCGGUGCAUUUGUGGAUUGGCGGUGGACUCGGGCGAUGCAUGGUGAGG
Vitrella brassicaformis is the source of this 2944-nucleotide messenger RNA. Lineage: Eukaryota; Vitrellaceae. The record is from the annotation of a GenBank genome assembly.